This is a messenger RNA of Periophthalmus magnuspinnatus, 5648 nucleotides long. RefSeq names its product NLR family CARD domain-containing protein 3-like. The record is from RefSeq and is a predicted model, not a curated record. NCBI's taxonomy places the organism in Eukaryota, Metazoa, Chordata, Actinopteri, Gobiiformes, Gobiidae. Gene Ontology annotation, molecular function: protein binding. Bases 86 to 3490 code for a protein of 1134 amino acids. The transcript has 11 exons.
AGUGCGACGAAGGGAGAGGCAGAGCAGCUGACGCACAGACGACAGGCAGACGGGUCAGGCCGGGGGCAGUGUGAGUGAGGGAUACAUGGGACUAAAGAUGAAGAGAGAAGAGGACCCAGCACAGACCAGAGAUCAGGCUUCAGUCCAGGGCGCUGUGUCUCUAAAGAGUGACCACUCCAAAGGAGAACCUCCAGUCUUCAGUCCUGAGCCUGGACCAGCUGCACACUCUCAGUCUGGAUUCAGUGCUGUGUCCUUAAAGAGUGACCGCUCCAAAGGAGAACCUCCAGUCUUCAGUCCUGAGCCUGGACCAGCCGCACAAGUGCACAAGCCUGAGGACAUCAGUGCUGAACCUUCGCUGGAUGCCAUUUUCACAAUUCUACAGAAGGACGUCCUGAGGUUUGUCAAACAGCAGCUCCAAAAGCUCCACAGGCUCCUGGCUUCAGAUUACCCAGAAUACUCUGAGAGAGGGGAAGAGGAGCCGAGCAGAGAGGUUCUGACCAUCACCCUGGACUUCCUGAAGAGGAUGGACCAGGAGCAUCUGGUCCUGAGCCUGAAAAACAAGUUUGCACUGACUGCUCACAGUAAACUGAAGACUCAUGUGAAGCAGAGGUACAGCCGUGUGUUUGAGGGUGUGGCUAAAGCAGGAGACUCCACCCCCCUGACCCAGAUUUACACAGAACUCUACAUCACAGAAGGCGAAGCCUCAUACGUCAACCAGGAACAUGAGGUCAGACACUUGGAGAUCACGUCCAGGAGACCGGCUACUCCAGAGAUCACCAUCACAUGUGAAAAUAUCUUUAAACCCCGCCCACACUCACCAGAGCCAAUCAGAGCAGUGCUGACAAAGGGCGUGGCUGGCGUUGGGAAAACAGUUCUGACUCAGAAGUUCAUUCUGGAUUGGGCUGAAGACAGGGCCCACCAUGACCUCCAGCUGCUGUUUCCGUUCACUUUCAGAGAGCUCAAUGUGCUGAGAGACACACAGUUCAGCCUGGUGGGACUGCUGAACCACUUCUUUACUCUAUCCAAAGAUCUCUGCAGCUUCCAACAGCUACAGGUGCUUUUCAUCUUUGACGGUCUGGACGAGUGCCGACCUCCUCUGGACUUCAGCCAAACCAGAGUUCUGACCGACCCCACAGAGCCUGCUUCAGUGCACGUGCUGCUGGUAAACCUCAUCAGGGGGAGGCUGCUUCCCUCCGCUCGCCUCUGGAUAACCACACGCCCCGCUGCGACCAAUCAGAUCCCUGCUGAGUGCAUCUCCACAGUGACAGAGGUCAGAGGGUUCACAGACCUGCAGAAGGAGCAGUACUUCAGGACGAGGUUCAGAGAUCAGGCCACAGAUGUCAUCUGCUACAUCAAGAGCAUCCACAGCCUCUACAUCAUGAGCCACAUCCCGAUCUUCUGCUGGAUCCUCUCCACAGUUGUACAGAAGCUUCUGGAACAAACAAAGACACCAGAGCUGCCCCGCACUCUCACACAGAUGUACAUCCACUUCCUGGUGGUGCAGGCCAAAGUCCAGUACAUCAAGUAUCACCAGGGAUCAAGUGUAGACCUUCACUGGACUCCAGAAACCAAGGAGAUGGUGUGGUCUCUGGGUAAACUGGCCUUUGAGCAGCUGCAGAAAGGAAACCUGAUCUUCUAUGAGAGUGACCUGAGUGAGUGUGGGCUGGACGCUGCAGCGGCCUCAGUGUACUCUGGAAUGUUCACACAGGUCUUUAGAGAGGAGCCAGGCCUGUACCAAGACAAGGUUUACUGCUUCAUCCAUCUGAGUGUGCAGGAGUUUCUGGCUGCUCUUCAUAUCCAUCAAACCUUCUUCAGCUCUGGAGAGAAUCUAUUGAAACCACCACACUACUCUGAGAGUCCAGAGUCUGACCCUGUGGAGUCUCACGACUGUUCAGAUACAAAAAUCUUCUCUUUCUCCACCAAGAAACAAGACUUAGAGGCACAAGACUUCUACCGCUCUGCUGUAGACCAGGCCUUACAGAGUCCAAACGGACACCUGGACUUGUUCCUGCGCUUCCUCCUGGGGCUGUCUUUGCCGACCAAUCGGUCGCUGCUGCAGGGUCUGCUGCCUCAGACAAGAAAUGAAUGGACCAUUCAAAUGCCUUCUUUUACUAUGGAAGAGACCUGGAUGACUGAGCGCUUACGCAGUUAUUAUAAAAUGCAGCACAGUCUGUUUGGUCAACGGUUCAGUAGCUCCUGGACCAAUUUGGAGACAGUAAAGUUCAUCAAACAGAAGCUGAAUGAGGGUGUGUCUGCAGAGAGAAGCCUGAACCUGCUCCACUGUCUGAACGAGAUGAAUGACCUCAGCCUGAUGAAGGAGAUACAGAAGGUCAUGAAAGAAGGAAGCCUCUCUCAUAGAUGCAUGUCUCCAGCUGACUGGUCAGCUCUGUGCUUCCUCUUACUGUCCUCAGGCUCAGAGUUGGAGGAGUUUAAUCUUCAUGAGUAUUUUGCUUCAGAGGAUGUCCUCCUGAGGCUGCUGCCUGUCCUCAGAGUUUCAAACACAGCUUUAUUAAACUGCUGUAACCUGUCCUCUCACUGCUGUGGUCCUCUGGCCUCAGUCCUCAGUUCCUCCAGCCUCACACACCUGGAUCUCAGUGAAAAUGACCUUCAGGACUCAGGAGUGGAGCUGCUCUGUUCUGGACUGAAGAGUGCCCUCUGCAGACUGGACAAGCUCAGGCUGUCUGGAUGUCUGGUCUCACAAAGAGGCGGGGCUGCUCUGGCCUCUGCUCUGAGCUCCGCCUCCUCCCACCUGAGAGAGCUAGACCUGAGCUUCAACCAUCCAGGACCCUCAGCCGAGCUCCUGACCGCUCUACAGAAUGACCCACACAGCCCCCUGCAGUCUGUCAGGUUGAAGCCUGCUGGAGCUCGGUGGAUGAUCCCAGGUCUACAUAAGUAUCACACAGACCUGACUCUGGAUCCAGACACUGUGAAUGGGUUCCUGUGGCUCUCGGGCGAUCGAAGGACUGUGAAUUCAGUGAGGGAGGAGCAGCACCACCCACUCUCUUCUGAGCGAUUUGAGUGGCCGCAGAUCCUGAGCUGCUCUCCUCUGACUGGUCGCUGUUACUGGGAGGUGCAGUGGAGCGGGGGUAUUGUGGAUGUUGCCGUUAGUUACAGAGGAGUCCAGCGCAGAGGAGAGAGGAGAGAGUGUGAGUUUGGGAUGGACCAUCAAUCCUGGAGUCUCAGGGUCUCUCUCACUGGUUUUUCUGUGUGCCACAACAAACACGAAACAGUUUUGUCCUCCAGCACCACCUCUGCCCAACCCUCCCGGUCGCUCUCCUCUGGGCGGGUUGGCGUGCUCCUAGACUCUGACUCUCUGUCCUUCUUUGACGUCUCUUCGGGCAGUCUAGUCCUCCUCCACACUUAUGAAGUCACUUUCACAGAGCCUGUGUUCGCAGGCUUCUGCCUCUGGAACCCCGGCACCUCUGUGACUCUGGUGGAUGCAACACAGCGCCACCAGGGAGAACCUAUUGAUACCACAUCAGAUCCCUAAGUUUAGAUUCACCCGAUUUACACAUCUGAAUGCUGGACUGUAGAUGGACUGUAAGAUCAUCUCAGGUAUUUUAAAAUCAGAAAUGAAACUUGCACUUUUAUGGACAGUGUAGAAUGCCUCCACUUUAACCUGAGCUGAGACCAGUCACAACUCUCAAGUGGAGUUGGCUGUGUAACUGUCAGACUGCAGAUGUGUUGAACUUUGACCUGAUUUAUGAUUAAUAUCUGUAAUUAAUGGGCCUACUCAUAUAAAACAAAGUUCAGAGUCUUCUCUGUUGCCCAUACUCACCUGCUAUUUGGAACGCGGUUGCGAGCGGAUUAGCUAUCUCCAUUUCUAUAUACAGUCUAUGAGUUGAACCCCUUGUUAAACCUUGUUUAUAUAUUAUUUGGUUGAAUGUCAUAAUUUCAGCUUCUAAUGUUGUUUAAAUGCUUUGCCUGUUUUGUCUGUGUAAUGCCUCCGUUGACCAGGUCUGAUCCACAGUAAAAACCAAAGUCAAAUCUGUAAACUGGACAAAUCGUUGUAGGAGUGAAGACGUUUCGCUGCUCAUCCAAGCAGCUUCUUCAGUUCUGGUUGGAUUACUGGUGGACACUGCCUUAUAUCUAUCUGAAGGGAAGGGCUAACUACACUGAAACUGUAAACAGCUAUUGUCUCCAGUUUGAGCCUUAAUGACCUACAUUCAGCCUUUAAUGGGCCUACUGGCUCACUUUAUUCUUCUCUUUGUUUCCCUUGUUUGCUUUGGGUCUGAGGAUGGUGUAGGAGCCAUAUGAUGUGUUGGUUGCUAUGGCAAUGCGUAAGGUUCACGUGGGCAAGGGUGACGUACUGGGAGGUACAAAGGCACCGGGUUUCCUGCUGUCUGACAGGUGGAGAGGGGAGACGCCGGGUAGCCGUAUUUUUCGUUGACCGCUUUAUUUUUAUGCUUGUUACCAUACCAGUUUCUGUAGGCCUACAACUUACCAUCUUUGUAUGUGUAACCUGCUUAGACACUGUGGAACCAACUGAUUAAAACACCAUAAAACGCACUUCGUGAGUCAUUCAGUUCUUCCAAAUAACAGCGCGUCAGAUCGAGGUACUGGACCCGGACUCCUCUCGAAGCGACACAGGCAUAUGGUCACUACAGAUGGAGUUGUAUGUGGGAGAUAGGUGGUGUCUAAGGCCCCCAUUCUUGAUGAGCAAGGAUUGUCUUUCCUAACAAAAAUUGCUUUUUUUUAACUCCCCUCUCAAGCCAUUUCUUUUCUUUGGCUAAGAUCUGUGCCUCACUAUUUUCAAAGGAGUGGUUAGUGUCUUUGAGAUGGAGAUGUAUGGCGGACUGGGGUCCAGAGGAGCUCUCACGACAGUGUUGAUACAUUCUCUUAUGGACUGGCUGCUUAGUUUCUCCAAUGUUACGCUCACUGCACUCUUCACUACACUGAAUGGAGUAGCCCACAUUACUUUGUUUAUGGCCCUGGGUUUUGUCCUUUGGGUGAACCAGUUUCUGUCUUAAAGUGUUGGUAGGUUUGAAAAAGACAGGAAUCUCAUACUGUCUGAAAAUUUGCUGUGUAAGGAAUAAUUACACCUUUCCUUCUAGGUUCAGAUUUCCUGUUGUUUUGUUUUUUAGCUCUUAGAUCUAUUGAAGGCUCAUUUUGGAUAUCCACAAGAUGAGAGGGUUUUUGCCACAUGUUUUUUUUUUUUCACUUUUCCCUCUGUGUUAGUGGGAACCACUUGAACUCUGUGAUGUAGAGUACGGAUAACUCUGAGUUUGUGCUGCAGUGGAUGGUGUGAAUCAAACAUCAGGUAUUGGUCAGUGUGUGUGGAUUUCCUGAAGACUUCUACCUGGAGUCCCUGGUCCCUGGUCGUCUAUAGUUACUGCCCAAUCUAAGAAGUCUAGUUUGUUGUCCUUGGCCUCUUCCUGUGUGAACUUCAUGUUUGGAUCCACAGCAUUAACCCAGUAAAGGGUUCCAUAGGCCAUUAAGGCUGAAACUGUAAACAAAAGCUGUUUACAGUUUCAGUGUUGCUAGCUCCUCCCUUUAGAUAGAUAUAAGGCAAUGUCUACCAACACUCUGACCAGAUUUGAAGAAGCGGCCUGGAUGAGCAGCAAAACAUCUUGUUAAUGUUUUGUCCAGUCUUGUCCAGAUUUAACUUUGGCUUUUACUUUGACUUGUUUUCAUAAAUAAACUACGAC